Messenger RNA from Talaromyces atroroseus, 6207 nucleotides. RefSeq names its product Nonribosomal peptide synthetase 4. Lineage: Eukaryota; Fungi; Ascomycota; Eurotiomycetes; Eurotiales; Trichocomaceae. The coding region runs from base 1 to 6207 and encodes 2068 amino acids. The record is from RefSeq and is a predicted model, not a curated record. Gene Ontology annotation, molecular function: catalytic activity; phosphopantetheine binding. Gene Ontology annotation, cellular component: cytoplasm. The transcript has 2 exons. Gene Ontology annotation, biological process: secondary metabolite biosynthetic process; amino acid activation for nonribosomal peptide biosynthetic process.
AUGGGGUCUAUACAGGAUUUCAACGAGACCCUGAAUCCCGGUCGACAUGAAGUGAAGAUUGAACACAGAGUUAUGGAAAAAAUUCCAACAAGUCGAGUUAAUAAUGAAGGGUUCAGGAGCUCGAAGAUCACUGGUCUUGCCACCGAUCUGAAGUUGAAUCCGACUGGAAUGAAAGACGAGAUCGUGUUAUUGUCUUGGUUCAUCGUGCUCUUGAGAACGCACGAGGAGGGAACUUUUUCCUAUGAGUGGGCAUACAAAAGCUACUCCAAUCGAAGCGAGUCUAAGAGAGCGAACGGAUGUAUAUCUAUAGAUCAGGUAAUACCGGAUUUACAGACCACUGUCGAACAAGCCUCCGCAUCGAUUGCGCGUUACAUCACUACCAACGUUUUAGAUCAGAAUACAUUGAUAGGUAGCCCUGCGUCACUUACUUUAAGCACAAGUUCGCUUUCACGGACAUUUGAGAAAGCGAAUGACGGAAUGAGCAUUUCCCAUCCCCAUGCAUCGGUCAAAGAGAGCAUUCUCCCAACUACACAUGAUCUUAACGAUAUAUGGCGAUGGAAUUACCAACUGCCUCGCUCAUACAACUUUUGCAUGCAUGAGGUCAUUUCCCAGCGAGCUCAUGAACACCCAGAAAAAGUCGCGAUUGAUUCAUGGGAUGGUAGCUUGACAUACGGUCAAGUUGACCGGUACUCAACAUUCAUAGCAUCCUCACUGAAAGAACUGGAUGUCGAGUUACAUGACUUCUUGCCAGUGUGCUUUGAGAAGUCGAAGUGGACGAUCGUGGCUGUGCUGGCUGCGAUGAAAGCAGGUGCAACUUUUGUGCUCAUGGAUCCAACUCUUCCAACCGCCCGUCUCCAGAAUAUGGCAAAUCAAGUCGGCGCGAGAAAUAUGCUAGCAUCGCGCAAGCAGCAUGACCUGGCUACAUCAAUUGUGCCUGAUGGAAACAUUAUUGUCAUAGAAGCCGAUACGUUUACAGAUAUCUCAAACCAGCAUGCCAUGUCAAAGUUGACACCUGUACCAUCGUCUACAUUGAUGUACAUCAUUUUCACAUCAGGCAGUACGGGAACUCCUAAAGGGGUAAAAAUAUCUCAUGAAACAUAUACAAGCAGUGCGUUUCCACGGGCAAAAGCGGUUGGUUAUACGGAGGAAUCCAGGGUACUCGAUUUUGCAUCCUACGCUUUCGACGUCAGUAUUGACAGUAUGAUUUUAACAUUGGCAAACGGUGGCUGUCUUUGCAUUCCCUCGGAUGAAGGUCGAAUGAACGACAUAAAUGGGAUAAUACGAAAGAUGCGGGUUAAUUACGCUGGUAUAACGCCCUCAGUGGCCCGAGUGCUGGAGCCAGAAGUUAUAACAUCACUCAGCGGUCUUGGUCUAGGAGGAGAGGCCGCCUCGGCAAGAGAUGUCACUACAUGGGGUCGAGAUACUAGGAUCAUCAUAGGAUAUGGGCCCUGUGAGUGCACGAUAGGAUGCACAGUGAACAGCAGCGCUGCCACAGGGAGAGAUUACAUUUCAAUUGGCACAGGUAAUGGUGCCGCUAUCUGGAUUGUCAACCCAAAUGACCACGAAACGCUCAUGCCAGUCGGCGCUGUUGGCGAGUUACUUGUCGAGGGGCCGAUUGUAGGCCAGGGCUACUUGAAUGACUCCGAGAAAACUGCAGCGGCGUUCAUUGAGGAUCCACAUUGGCUUUUAUCUGGCCACGGAGAAUAUCCAGGUCGUCGAGGGCGCCUGUACAAGACCGGGGAUCUUGGCAAGUACGAUCCUGACGGCUCCGGGGGCAUUGUCUUUGCUGGAAGAAAGGAUACGCAGGUUAAAUUGCGUGGACAACGAGUUGAACUCGGGGAAAUUGAGAGCCAGCUCAAAGCCACAUUGCCCGUGGAAUCAAAGGUUAUUGCUGAGGUCAUUGUCCCUCAGGGAACUGGAAACCAAGCCACAUUGGUGGCAUUUAUCACUUUCCAGUCGACCAAGGGGCCUGAUAGUAGCACCAAUCUCCAGUUAGAACAUCUUAGCCACGAAAUGCGCAGCAAGCUAUCAAAAGCGGAUGCAGAGUUGACAAAAGUGUUGCCACGAUAUAUGGUGCCGACUGUGUACAUACCGGUCAACUACAUUCCUGUCCUGAUUUCAGGAAAGACUGAUCGAAGACAGCUUCGGCAAUUUGGGGCUACAGUAGACCUGCGACAGCUGGAUCAAGGAACAGAGAGCAUAGCUAUUCGAGAGCUGACCGAUCUUGAGCAACGAUUAAGACAAGCAUGGAGCGAGACGCUGAAGCUUGAUGCGGAAUCUAUUCGACCUGAAGAUAAUUUUUUCGUACUAGGUGGUGACUCCUUGGCGGCAAUGAGGCUUGUUUCCUUCUGUCGUGAGCAAAUGCUUGAUGUUUCUGUUGCCAAUACUUUUGAUCACCCCACUCUCUCAGCAAUGGCCAGCGUAGUCCGUAUUCGAGACUCACAGAACAGAACGGAGACGUAUCCGUUUUCCAUGAUCUCCCAAACUGCCGAGGCCUGCUGUUCAGAGGCAUGUCAAGUAUAUGGAUUCGAGCGGGAAGUAGUUGAAGAUAUCUACCCUUGCACUCCCACUCAAGAGUCAUUGUUCACCUUCUCACUCAAAUCAAUCAAGCCUUAUGUCGCUCAAAGAGUCGCGACAAUUGAAUCUUCUACAAGCCUUUAUUCCUGGAAAAGGGCAUGGGAGGAGGUUGUCGCAGCAAGCCCUAUCUUGCGCACUCGCUUAGCUCAACUUCAAGAGCCUGGCCUCCAGCAAGUUGUGCUAAAAGAAGGCAUCUCCUGGAAAUUUUCAAAUAAUCUGGUGCAGUAUCUUGAUGAUGACCGAAAGGAGAAAAUGAAUCUUGGACAAAGCUUAGCUCGUUAUGCCAUUGUGGAUGAUUCCAGUGAUGGUAAAAGGUAUAUGGUCUGGACAGUCCAUCACGUACUUUACGAUGGAUGGUCAGAGCCUAUCUUACUCAAACAAGUGAGCAAUAUACUGUACCACCAGAAUAUUGAUACUAAGGCGCAAAUGAGAGACUUCGUCAAGUAUGUGCGCGAUACGGACGAAGUUUCUAUGCAGGAGUAUUGGCAACGAGAACUGAAAGAUGCAGUUGGGCCUCAGUUCCCACGCCUACCUUCGAGAGACUAUUUACCAAACCCGGAUGCCGAGAUUGAACAUCACAUAUCUAUAGAAACAGUUACCGGGUUCCCAUUUACAAUGGCAACAUUGAUCCGCGGUGCAUGGGCUCUUGUAGCGUCACAGCACACAGGAAGUGAUGAUGUUGUGUUUGGAGAGACACUCACUGGCCGGGAUAUUGCACUACCUGGUGUUGAAAGCAUUAUAGGUCCACUAAUAGCAACGGUACCAGUGCGCAUUCAUGUCCACCGAACAGCAUCCACGGAAUCUUACCUGCAACUGAUACAACACGGGAUGUUGGCCCGCAUACCGUAUCAACAUAUGGGCAUGCAGAACAUCAGGAAGGUCAGCCACGAUGCCCAACAUGCAUGUGAAGCUGCUACGGGCUUGGUCAUUCAGCCGGAGCCAGAGUACGUGGGUAGCGAACUUGGCUUCGGUAAUGGAGAUGUCGUACGUGAAGCGCUGCAUUUCAACCCGUAUCCGCUGAUGCUGGCAUGUGGGAUACGAAAGGGUGGCUUUAGAGUGUGCGCAAGCUUUGACAGCAGUUUGAUUGAUGUGGCACAAAUGAAACGAGUUCUCGUGCAACUUGAAAUUGCUUGCUCGCAAUUGACAAAUGGUCUUUCACGCAAAGUUGGCGAGAUAUCCUGCCUCCCCCAGGUGGAAUUGGACCAAAUCUGGCGUUGGAACCAGAAUCCUCCAUGUUCAUUUGAUGAGUCAUCCAGAAUUCUGAGAACAGAUGCAAGCAUUAAGCAAGGGUCGAUUUAUCCUCAGGUGGCAGUUCCUUGGGUUUGCGAUCCACGCAAUCCAUCUCUUUUGUCUCCCAUCGGCUGUAUCGGCGAGCUGUGGCUUGAAGGGAAUUUCCUUUCUGGAGAUGUGGUCCAGUCUCCAGCUUGGCUUGUCGCUGGAAGUUCUGUAUAUGUCGGCCGAACAGGGAAAGUACAGGCCACAGGGGAUAUGGUCCAGUUACGAGAGGAUGGCAGCUUGAUAUUUGUUGGUCGAAAGGAGGAUGUUAUACCAAUUCAAGGUCAUGCGGUGAAUAUUCCAGAUCUCGAAGCUCAUCUCACAAGGCAACUCCCAUCAACAAUUCGCACCGCUGCUGCUGUAUUCCAAACAUCUAUAAGCGGCGCCUCGCCAGUCGUGGAAAAGGAGCUAGUUGUUUUCGUAGAACACACUCCUUCCGAAGAAGACAGUGUAGAGCUCACAUGGAUGCAACAUAGAAUAAGUUGUGAUGCAUCAGUCGCCCAAGGCUUUGAAAUGACCACUUGUGCUAUGAUUCCCACCAAUCUUGCCGCAACAGUGAAAAGGCUCAACAAAUUUCUCAAGGACUCACUUCCAUCAUACAUGGUCCCCUCUGCCUACGUCGUCGUCGACAAAAUACCAACUGUAGCGGCAUAUGUUGAUCAUAGUUUGCUCAACCAGUUGGCCUCGAAGAUACCUACCCACGUCCUUGAUCAAAUUCGAGAAGGUUUCAAGAAAGCGUGGACUGAGAACACGGCCCAGAAAAAAUUGACGCUUUGUGAGAGAAUCCUGCAGUCUUCUUGGGCUAACGUACUCAAGAUUGACCCAGAAAAAAUUGACGUCGAUGACAAUUUUUUCCGUCUAGGCGGUGAUUCCGUUUUGGCCAUGAAAUUGGUGUCAAAUCUCCGAGCCCAGGGGCAUACUUUGACAGUAGCGGAUAUUUUUCAGCACAUGCGUCUUGGUGAUGCCGCCACAAGAUUGAAAGUGGGCGAUACCGCAAGCAAAAAAGAAGCCCAGCCAUACAAGGCUUUCUCAAUAUUGGGCCAUUUGGAUGUUGAAAGUUUCCUGUCUGAAAUCAUCCGGCCAAAUCUUGCGGACCCUUACUGUUCGAUUCAAGACGUAGCUCCAGUCACGGAUUCCCAGGCAGUCGACAUAAAAAAUACCAUUCAGGUUCCCCGAACGUCUAUCCAAUACACCAUGUUGUACUUCGACAAAGGCAUAGACCGGGAGCAGUUGCUCCGUGCCUUUAAUGAGCUGGUCAAAGCUCAUGAUAUUUUGCGCACCGUUUUCGUACAAAACGAAUCUUCUUAUUUUCAAGUUGUCUUAAAUGAGAUGGACUCCCCUCUAAGGGCGUAUAGAACAGACGGGGAUCUCGAGAAAUACGUGAACCAACUCUGCAUGCAAGAUAUAGAAUUGAAAUUUCAACUGGGGUCAUCUUUUCUGAAGACCCUACAUGUCGAAGAUAAAGAUGGCCAACAAUGCCUUGCUAUAGGCCUAUCUCAUGCGCAGUACGACGGGAUUUCCUUGCCCAGGCUGCUUCGGGACCUAGAGACCAUGUAUACCGGGGGAAUGAUUGUCAACUUUGAGUCCUUUGCAUCCUAUGUGGCUCAAAUUCGGAACGAAAAUACUCAAAUAGAAGCGACAAAAUACUGGCGGAAUCUUCUAAAUGGCUCGUCAUUGUCUGUACUAGAUGGAAAAUCCGACCAGCCUGCAGAGAAGUCGAUCUUUCAUACAAGAGCUGUUGAAGAUGUUCCUCUACCACUUGAAGACAUCACCAUAGCAUCUUUGCUCUCUGCAGCAUGGGCACUUGUGCUGGCUCGCCGUCUGCGGACAGCAGAUGUUACAUUUGGCAGCGUCACUUCGGGACGAAACAUGGACUUGAAAAAUAUAGAGAACGUUGUGGGUCCAUGUUACCAAUUGACUCCAGUCAGAGUCGCAUUCGACCCUGAAUGGACAGCAAUGGACUUUCUGCGAUCUGUCCAGAGACAGAGUGCCGAAUCUGCGGGCUAUGAUUUCCUCGGUUUUAGCAAGAUAUCGAAGGAUUGCGCGCAGUGGUUCUCAUUGCAGGAAGGCCAAUUUUUUGAUUCUAUCGUGCAUCAUCAGGACUUUGAUGAUUUCGAUACUAUGCCAUUUGCGGGGGGUACUUGCAGGGUAGAGAUUCUAAAUCCUCACGGGGAUGCUGCAGAUCCUCUGAAAGUUGUCUCAUUCGUUCGAGGCGGCCAGAUGUAUGUCGGAAUAGUUGGAUAUGAAAGAGACACCGAGUUCGUGGAUUCGGUUCUUGCUGAACUGGAUGCAACUGUUCGUGAACUGAUCAUGCAUCGGUCAGAGAAGGUUUUUCUUGAUGGUCGAAUUUUCUAA